Owenia fusiformis is the source of this 4238-nucleotide messenger RNA. NCBI's taxonomy places the organism in Eukaryota, Metazoa, Annelida, Polychaeta, Sabellida, Oweniidae. The record is from the annotation of a GenBank genome assembly.
GUGCUGUAAACGCUGUAUAGAUUUGACACAUGAGAACAAUUUGACCAGCCACUAUGCCUGAUGCAGUGUCAGGAGUUAUAUGAUUCUCUAACCAGGAAAUAGAAACAUGGAUCAUAAAGGCCACAAAGCCACAUUUCUUCACACCUCUCAGAAUAUAUACUAGAUCUGAUGACAAAAUGUGCUAUAAAUAGGAUGAGGUCUGUCUAUGUAUCAGGAUGCUCUUAAUUUAUUUUUGAAAUUCGCGCUUGUGAACAUGGAAGUUCAUUUUUUCCUAUUUCACGCUUGUUUAUAAUAAGCAGUUACCAUAGCAACCAUGGAACAAGAGGAGAAAUAUUUUAAAGAUUAGUUUAUGACUGAUGGAUUGUUGUUAUACAUCAAACAUGUAUGGAUAAAAUAACAGUUCAAGUUUGGAUAUCUAGCACUACAUGUAUGGAUAUAUAGUCCAAAGACGAAGGGCUGUUCAAUUUAAAUGCGCAAAGGGCUGUUUGCAUUGGAUAUAUAACAAGUAAGGGCUGUUAAAAAAUAUAACAGAAAGUAUUUGCAGGAAAUAUACUAUAAAUAGUAUAAAAUGGCGAAAAAGUUAGAAUCGAAAGUGUUCAACGUGAGCAUUGUUGGAUUAUCGGGUACAGAGGGCAACAAAGGAGUUCAGGGAGUCGGGAAAUCAUGCCUGUGUAACAGGUUCAUGAGCCCACAUGCUGAUUCAUAUUAUACAGACCAUAUCUCCGUGCUCAGUCAAACGGACUUUGGUGGUCGUAUCGUCAACAAUGACCACUUCCUUUACUGGGGUAGCGUAACUAAGACAUCGGAUGAUGCCCUAGAUUAUACAUUUCAUGUCAUAGAACAGACAGAGUUUGUCGAUGACUCCAGUUUCCAGACAUUCAAGAGUGGUAAACCGGACCCCUAUAUUAAACGCUGUAUGGCUACCAAAGUGCAAUCUGCCGAGAAGUUGAUGUAUAUCUGUAAGAAUCAACUAGGUCUCGAACAUGACUACAAUCAGGUGUUGAUGCCGGAUGGGAAACUCUCAAUCGAUGGAUUCAUGUGUGUCUUUGACAUUAGUCAGGUUCAUCAACGUCGUCUUGAACACCAAGUUGAAUUUUUCACUUUAAUACUGAACAAUCUCGUCAAAACAAAAAAGCCUAUCGUGGUUGUCACGACAAAACAUGACGAGGCAAAUGAUCAGUAUAUCAGAGAAGUUGAGCGAAUUGUCGCUCGGAAAGAAUAUCGCAACAACAUUCCUAUCGUUGAGACAUCGGCUCAUGAAAACAUCAAUGUUGAGCUUGCAUAUAUGACAUUAGCUCAUUUAAUAGACAAAUCCCUAAAAGGACAAAAAACAAAAAUAGUGCCAUACCAAGAAGCAGCCAAAGCCAGAAAGGAAGUUUUAGAUGUCGCUCGUGAUGCAUAUCAGCAUCAUUUGCGAUCAUUGGCGACAGAUUAUAAUGCCACCUGGAGUUCGGUGCAUAAACUAUUUUUACAAAAUCCAGAUUACAAUCAUUAUGUGGAUUUAUGUGGGACAGAUUCUGCGAAGAAGUUAUUCAGGAGACAUGUGCGGCAACUAAGGGAGGACCAUAUCUCUAUGAAAGAACGGAGGUAUUUAGAGGGUCUCAAGACAGUUCUGGAGGACAUGCUGCCAGAUUUAGCAGCUAUUGCUGACAGGAGCUGGCCAACUACUCAGGCUUAUUUGAAGCGUCACGAAUAUUUUGAUACUUACUUCAUUGAGAUGCCCCCUGAUGUGAUGUCAUGGAAGGAUGGUGACCAUAUAGAGAGUAACGACCCUAGGAUACCAUUCGAUCUUCUGGACUCUAACGAGGCGGAGAAUAUAUUCAGGAACCAUAUAAAUGCUCUACAUGCUGUUCAGAAACGCACAGAAAUGAAACGUCAGUUUAAAGAAAUGCUUGACAACAAUCUCCAGGUGACCCCUGGGAAGCCCCUCAGCGAAGUACAAAUCUUCUUUCUCGGACGGGAGUGUUGGAGUUUCCUUAGCGACCAAGAGAAGCAUCUCAUAUACGACCAACAUCAAGCAGAAAUACGAGAGGAUGCUAAAAUUGACUUUCAGGAAUUGUUACUCGAGCAUGCUGAAUUGUUUGCUAAGCUGGAUCCCCAUGGUGAUAUUUCCCCAGAGGAUUUGAAAAGAAUCAAUUUUGAGUUGAAAGAUGAACAAAGAUAUAAGAUUCUAAGUCGACUGGAGAAUGAGCGCAAAGUGAUGCUACUCAACCACUUAGGCUUCGUCCAGUACCCUUUUAGAGACAAGUGCCCUUUCCGGGAGUACUGUAUGGAACAAAUGGUAGAAAGACUUUUACUGAAUAAGGCACAUAGCAAACUUGGUUCAGCAAGUGAAAGUGUGAAAAUGGGUAAAACACCACAGUCAUGGAUAAGAGCCAGUCAGUGGUUGCUGGAUUCACAAGAUAACCAGCUUAACCUCAAUAUACUAGGCUGUGAUGGGCUGGCUGAUGAAUUAACCAAUGAGAUUAGGUCCCAUUGCAUUGAUGAUGAAUACAGUUUGGGAGGUGCAAUAUAUAGUUUAGACUACAGACCAAUAGAUGGGGAUGUCAAUCUGCCCCAUAAUGCAUUUCGAUCAGAAGGAUUUUUACCUCACGGUUGUUUUUGUGUGUACUCUAAUGAAGAAACGUUGAGCUAUGUCCAGGAAAGUUUAGAGAAAACGUUACUCUCUGAUCUUGAAAGGGAAGACCGACUGCCAUUUCAGGGAUUGCCGAUUGUUAUCAUCCUGGCAUUUGACUCGUCACUCUCUGAUAAAGAGCUGACGGUGUUAAGAGAGGAAGGAGGGAACUUAGCAGAUAGGCUACAAUGCCCGUUCAUUGACAUUCCGUCUCACCUCAUGUUGGAAGAGUCUCAGAAGUUUGAUGCGACACAGAUUGAUCAUGCGUUACGGGACUUGAUAGAGUGUAUCAAGUAUCGUGCAGAGUUUAUCAACCCACUACAAUUACAAGAAGCCAUAGAACCAGAUAUUAGAAUUGUUAUGUGUUGUAUGUGUGGUGACAAUUACAACUUAGAGACCCCUUUAGGACCCCUUCUAAAUCAUCAAUGCUGUUAUAUCAUCGGAGAAAGAACCCUGAUCUUAGAGACAUAUUUAGAUGACUCGAAACGUCGCGUUGAAGUGAUUGUUACGUCAUACCAUCAUGGUGCUACCAUAGUCCAAGACAGCCUAGUCCAUGGCUAUAUUUUGGUCUAUUCAUCAAAACGGAAAGCGUCUUUAGCAGCUGUCAAGGCAUUGAUCACUACAACGCCUACAAUCCCAAUACAACUCCUGGCAGUAACUGAGUCAGGUGGUGCUAAUGCCUUCUUCUCAAGUGACUACACACAGGCUCUCAUUACAGAGGGGAACGCCCUUGCAGAUAAACUUCAUGCAAGGUUCAUGACUACAAGUGCCAGCUUCAAGCAACAAACUGCCGCCUAUACCCCAUUCUUUAAAGAGGUUUGGGACAAUAAAACGGACACAGAGGAAACGUUGGGUUAUGGAUAUUCUGAUGAUGAACCUGACCCCUCAGACAUGUAUGAAUUAGGCAUGAGACCCCCUCCUGCCCUACCCAAGCUGCCCAAGAGGAUUGACUCAUAUGGCGUAAACACACGUGGUAGUGCAAGUAACAGUCAAAGUACGGAAGACUCUGAGCCUGUCUACGAUCAACUACAACGUUAUGUCCAGUCAGACAGCGAUCAUGAACAUGACCGUGCAAGCUCCACCUCUCCAACCUUUUAUGAUAACACUAGUCCCUACGGAACUGUCAAUCAUGCUAAUGAUGCGUACAGUGACGUUACAACAUCUCGCAAUGGCGAUCAACCACUUAGACCAAGCCAGGUUAAAAAUCGGCGGAAUAUAUAUGCAGGUUGGAGCGAUAACGAUACACUAAAUCGUAAACUUCAGAAAGCGUCAACUAUGCCAACACAGUCUGCAGGAGCAGGACCUGGUUGGAAUGAAAACCAGUAUGACAUCAUUCCUAGCGAACAAACCGAUUGGACAGAUAAAGACCCCUUGGUAUCAUCAUCAUCACCUCAGGGGUCUCUCAAUCGUCGUAACAAUCAACAAGUCAAAUCAAAACCAGCAGUCAAACCAAAGCCAUUAAACAUGCAUAGGUUCUCAGAUGUUACCAAUGUGAUACGCCGUAACCUUGGUUACAGCAAACAACAACAUCACCAACAGCAACAGCAGCAACAACAACAACAACAACAAGGCUUCAACUACAUGCCCAUACAACAUGUUCAGGCCCCCCUGGCCACACCCGAAC